Messenger RNA from Sphaeramia orbicularis (orbiculate cardinalfish), 2254 nucleotides. It is a transcript of the gene ccdc3a, whose product is annotated as coiled-coil domain containing 3a. NCBI's taxonomy places the organism in Eukaryota, Metazoa, Chordata, Actinopteri, Kurtiformes, Apogonidae. Bases 407 to 1288 code for a protein of 293 amino acids. Gene Ontology annotation, biological process: negative regulation of gene expression. Gene Ontology annotation, cellular component: extracellular region. The transcript has 3 exons. The record is from RefSeq and is a predicted model, not a curated record.
GAGUCGUCGUGUCUCAGAGCAGACGGAUGAGAUGGACACUGAAGGAGGACUGCAACAGGUUGGAGUUGUGCAAGUUUCUGCCAACUGAGCUGAUCAUUUCAAGUCUGCAAAUUCAGACAGGGCUAAGUUUAUGUCCCGAAGAAGUCCCAUUUGUCUCGUGUGCAGUUAGAAGUUAUUUGUGCUUUUUUGUGCAACAUCCUUAAAUGUUCAAGUUGUGCAACAAGUGUUUAAAACAACUUACUCGUUCAUAUGUUUAAGUCACAAUGCGCAUGUCGGAUGCUUGAAAUGGAGUAAUCUUAAGCGUUUAGACACAAAAAGGAAAAUAAUACAGCUUAUAAACUUUUCUUCAUUAAGGCAUCACUUCAGUGUCUCUAAACAGUCGUGAGGAAUCCUAAGUUGCUGCAGUAUGGUUUCCAGGGCUCUGCUGCUUGUUGCGCUCGGCGUCUUUGCGCAUCUGGACACUUUUACGCACGGCUGCCAGCUGCCGUCCGAGUGGCGGCCGCUGAGUGAGGGCUGCCGGGCUGAGCUGGCGGAGAUCAUCGUUUAUGCUCGUGUGCUGGGGAUCCACAGGGAGACUCUGAGCGGCGGGGCGCGGAGCAUGUACAACUCACUGCCCUUUGGGUUCGGGUACGGGUACGAGGGCGCAGAGGAAGGAUUACUGUACUCGGCAGAGGUGGAGCUGCUGUGUGACCAGGCUUGGGGCAGCAUGCUGGAGGUGCCGGCAGGAUCCAGGCUCAACCUUACCGGACUGGGCUACCUGUCCUGCCAGUCCCACACCGUGAUGGAGAACUACUCAUACUUCUUUUUUCUCAGGAUGGAUGAGAACUACAACAUCCUCCCACAUGGUGUCAACUUCCAAGAUGCCAUUUUCCUGGACUCAACUGAGAACAGGCGCACAUUUUCCAGCCUCUUUCAGUUCUCCAACUGCACCCAAGGGAGCCAACCCUUCCACACCUUUAGCCCUGAGUGGGACAUCCAGGAGGACAACAGAUUGCUGUGCUCCUCGGUGCAGGCUGCUCUUUUUGAAGAGGAGGACAGAGGCCGAAAACUGCAGGAGCGCCUGGCCGCUGCAGAGAGGAGGAACAGGCAGCUGAAGGAGCGUGUUCGCAAAGUGAAACGCUCCCUGAGGAACGCACGCAAGGCCGCACGCAAGGCCGAGCAGGAGGCGCAGGAGCUGCAGGAGAAACUGAAGGCUGCAGAAAGAAGAGCAGGGCAUCAUCUCAAUGCCAUCUCACAGGAGGAACCUCCACAUGGGAGAUACACAAUUCGCCAACAAAUCAAACUUUAACUUAUCUCACCUGCUUCGACAUAACUGGACUUGGAAACCUUGCUGUUGAGAGUGAGAGACUGCUGGGUGGUCUUUCACAAUUUGACACAUCACACAAUCUUUAUAACUGCUUUAUAAGUAAAUGACUCUCUCGCUUUAAAUCGUAAUCACUACAGUAUGACACAACCUGUAGAGUAAUUUGACAUAAGAUGACAGGUAUCCGUUUUUCAGAGGUGUGUGGCUGUGAUCACAUGUAGCACAUGCUCUAGUGUGAGCAACAGCAGUUACAGACACAGCUGGAGCUUAAUGGGUGUAAGAUGUGACACAAUAUUCUGCGACAUUUGAUUUUUAGAGUUUUCAACCCAAAGUAACGUGAUAUAUUGCUGUAGAUGGAAAUCAACAAAGAGUGCUAUAUUAUUAAUGCAGUACUUCAACUGUCUUCAGUCCAUUUUAUUGAGGAAUAUUUCUUGGUCAAAUUUUGAGCAAAAUGUAAGUGAUGUUAGGGUAAAAUGCUGCGCAAAACUCUUUUACCUAAAAUAGUCUGAUAAAGUAUUUCUCAAAGUAAAUGAUUUCUGGGAAUCUGGGGCCAAUUUCUUGCCCUUCCACAUAUAUAUAUAUAUAUAUGUAUACUCUGAUGUCACAAAUAUGGCAACACCUGCACACACAUGUGUAAAAUAAUGAUUCUAUAAUACAGGGUGUUUGUGCAGGUCUUAAAAGUUUGGAAAUAUGGAAUUUUGAAAUGCUGUUUUCCAGACUCUGAAAGUCUGGAAUUUUGUAUGAAAAUCUUAAUAAAGUAUAGAAAAAAGUUUCUCAGUCAAAUUUUACAAUAUGCUCAAAGGCACAUAAUCUUCUAAGAUAAGGAGCACAUGAGGGAAGCAUAUAAAAACUGGAUAUGAUUUCACUAACCGGUCGGUACUGAAAUGAUUCUAGUGAAACUUGUUUGUGUGAUAUCCAUGCACUUUUCAGAUUUUCAUAUGUUUCGAAAAC